CAAAACCGCCCCCGAUUUUCUUCCAGCCCCCAAAACGAAUCCCCAGGCCACCUUCCGUUUAAACACCGCUCGAAAUGCCCAAAAUACCCUUCGCAGCAUGUGUUCGUCGCCCUCUCACGACGGAAACCCAUCGUUUCGACUGUAGGCAUUAAAUGGUGAUAUGAAUGACUUUUUUGGGGGGGAAAAUUCCCAUUUCCCUCCAAAAUUAUCAUCAGAUAUUAUCACCAGCUAUAUCCCCCUUCAAGCUAAGUUGUUCCUUCCACUUAAUUAUCCUCAAUAAAAGCCUCUUCGAUUCUUCAACCACUCCCUGUAAUAAAAUGGCGGAUGGAUCUCUUCUAUGCGUGGUAACGAAGGCAAAAAGCAACAAAGGUGGUGACGGUGUAUUCGUCGUUAUCAAAGAGAAUACAGAAAUAAUCAGCUUGAAAUAUCGAGUGGCGGAAAGGCUUAAAAUACCAAUGCAAUCUCUUUCACUGAAGUUCAUAUGCGAAAGGGAAAAGAAAUUCAGCAUUUCAAUUGACAAUGACGACGACUUAAAUUUGAUGUUCGAGUAUUGUCGGCGUAAUGGAUUUACAGACGCGAAUUUGUAUGCCACCUCCGCUGCGGAAUCCUCAACUUCGCAGAACACGCAGACUACGCCGGAAACUGCGUAGGAAUUACACUCCAGAUUUCCUUUUGAGUUCACUGAUAGGUUUUGCCAUUAGUUGUUAACCUCAUGCAUUGGUUGCUUUGGUAAUGUGUUGGCUGUCAAGGUUAUGUUAAGCACUGGUUGUUAAAGUUAUUUGUUGGCUGUUACGUAUACUAGUUGGUUGCUAAGUUAUGGUGUUUGAUGUUAAGUAUAUGCGUUUGUUGUUAAGGUCACGAGUCUGCCCUUAAGUAUAAGGGUUAGUUGUUAAGGAUAUGUGUAGGUUGUUACGUUUAUGAGUUCGUUGUUAAGGUUAUCAGUUCGUUGCUAAGGCUAUGUAUUUUGAUUUAUACUUCAGGACAAUACCGACAGAAAAUUCGCGGUGCGCAGAUACCCCGUUCACCCAAACCUGUAAUGAUGAGCGUAUUCCUAAUGACAACCCCACCGGCGACUCGAUCAUGCUGCUGGAAGACAUGCUUAAUCACCAAACAAAGAUCCCAACUGAGUGGCACACCUCCAUACGUGAAGUUGGUCAGAAAUUUGAUAGUGCUGCUGAAGUUAGAUUAGCACUUCAAUACUAUUCAAUUGCUAAACGGUUCGAGUAUGAUUUUUACCACAAUGAACAAAGACGCAUAAGAGUCUAUUGCCGAUUCAAACACACACAUGGUUGCCCUUGGAUGUUGUUUGCUUCCCCGCUCAGAAAUUCGUCUAUCAUGUCCAUAAAGAAUUUCGAGUCUACCCACACCUGCGGUCAACAUGGAGCAAAUGCUGGCAACUCAAGGGCAUCAAGGAAGUUCAUUGCUAGCCAAAUACAAGCUGUUUUGAAGGUUAGGCCAGAUCUUCGUGCGGUCGAUAUCAAGAACGACAUGCUCUCUAAUUUUGGCAUCAAGAUUAACUACAGUAAAGCGUGGUGGAGCAAGGAGACAGCUCAACAGGACCUGUUCGGUGACGAUGAUGAGGCUUACGAUUCACUGAGAUGGUCCUUAUCUUUUUUAUUCUUCUGAAAUCACUCUUACCUUUUGGUUGCUAACUAUACGUAGUAGUUGUUAAAGUUGGCGGUUCGACGUUAAGUGUACGUGUUGGUUGCUAACUAUACGUAUUAGUUGUUAAAGUUAUUGGUUCGUCGUUAAGUAUACGUGUUGGUCGUGAAGUUUGAAGAUCAUUUGUUAUGGUUAUGAAUCCUUCGCUAAAUGUACUGCUUUGUUGUUAUAUUCAUGCAGGUAUGAAUCCAUGGUGCAUGCAACUAAUCCAGGGAGUCGUGUUGUUAUUGAUGCUGAUGACGGGAGGUUCAGGCGACUGUUCAUUAGUUAUAAUGCCUGUAUUGAAGGGUUCAUUGCUGGGUGUAGGCCUCUAUUGUUUUUGGAUGGAACAUUUAUUAAAGAUCGUUACAGAGGCAUACUACUUAGCGCUACUGGGUAUGACGGCAACCAGGGAAUAUUUCCCCUAGCUUAUUGCGUAUGCGACCAAGAGAAUGAGGUUAACUGGAAAUGGUUCUUACAAGGAUUAUGGACGUUACUGUAUGAUAGGGAAAAUCCUUACCAACCUCCACAUCGACUGGUAAUGAUUUCAGACGCCGACAAGGGUAUCAGGGCAGCAGUCGAGGAAUUCUUUCCAGAUGCAUUCCAUUCAAGGUGUGUUCUGCAUCUAGUCGAGAAUUUCAAAAAAAAGAUGAAGGAUUUUGGGCACAAGGCAAAUAUCGCGACUACGUUGGGCGAGCUGUUACAAUCUGCGGCUUAUAAGUUCACAAUAUCUGAAUGGGAUAAUGACAUGAAAGAAUUGGCAGCGAUCGAUCACAGGGCUUAUGUCACUGUAAUGGAAUACUCCCCGGAGAGAUGGGCAAACGCGCAUUUUCCUGGUAUAAGGUAAGAUAGCUUGGUCCCGACGUUAUUUUGUUACAGCACUGUUAUAGUUGUUAAGGUUAGAGUUAUCCUACAGUUUUCUGUUAAGGUUAGAUUUUUAUUGUUAUGGUUAGAGUUAUUCUGCUAGGGUUUUGCUGUUAAGUUUAGGAUAUUUGUUGUUAAGGUUAGGCCUUUAAUGUUUAGUUUAAGGAAUUAUUGUUAUUGUUAGUGCUUUGUUGUUAAGGUAUGGCCAUGUUACUUCAAACGUUGCUGAGUCCUUCAACAGCUGGAUAAGAAAGGCACGAUUGUUGCGAAUCUUACCUUUGGUUGAGACCAUACGGAAGCAAAUAAUGGAGCGCAUGCAUGAAAGGAGGCUAUUGGGUCAGAAAUGGUCUGGAUACCUAUGCCCGGAAGCGGAGUUGGUGCUGAGUGAUAACAUUCAGCAUGGUAGCUGCUUGGCGAUUAAACAUUCGACGGAAGAUAUUGUGGAGGUCGAGUCCAAUAAAACUUGCCGCGUAGAUUUGAAGAAUCGGACUUGUUCUUGCAGGUCCUGGGACAUCACCCGCAUUCCCUGCAAACAUGCGUGCGCUGCAAUUACAUGGAUGGGACGAGAAAUUUAUCAAUAUUGCGAUUGGUACAUGACUGUUGUUGCGUUCAGAGCAAGCUAUGCACCGAUCAUCUAUCCCAUCCCAGAUUACGAGAAGCGCUUUGUACCGCCAGAAGAGCGAGUGUUGAAGCCUCCUCUCACCAAAAAAAGACGUGGCAGACCAUGCACUAGACGAAUAAACAACAGGUCGCUGAACACCCGACCGGUUAAGUGCUCUCGAUGCAACAUGGAGGGUCACAAUCGUGCAAGCUGUAACGAGCCUAUAUAGUUUAGCGUUUUAUUGUCAUGUAUAUGGAUUUGUUGUCCUGUAUAUCACUACAAGUGAGAAGGUCAUAGCUUGGUUGUUAAGGUGAUAAACUUGGUUGUCAAGUUUA
Asparagus officinalis (garden asparagus) is the source of this 3441-nucleotide messenger RNA. RefSeq lists its product as uncharacterized. The transcript has 2 exons. Lineage: Eukaryota; Viridiplantae; Streptophyta; Magnoliopsida; Asparagales; Asparagaceae. Bases 1853 to 2488 code for a protein of 211 amino acids. The record is from RefSeq and is a predicted model, not a curated record.